Messenger RNA from Drosophila serrata, 958 nucleotides. RefSeq names its product baramicin A1-like. NCBI's taxonomy places the organism in Eukaryota, Metazoa, Arthropoda, Insecta, Diptera, Drosophilidae. The record is from RefSeq and is a predicted model, not a curated record.
GACAGUUGAACCCGAGCUGUGCAACUGAACAUAAUGAAAUCUUUUGGAUUAAUUGCGCUGGCUGCUUGCGCUGUCCUCGGCGUCGCUGCGGAGCCGCAACAGACCUAUGAUGGACGCAAUGGACCCCAUGUCUUUGGCACUCCCGGCAACCAGGUCUACAUAAGGGGGCAAAACGAAGGCACCUAUAGUGUGCCCGGAGUGGGUGGCCAGUUCCAGAAUUCACCAUCGCAGGGAGCACAUGUCUACACAGAUGAGCAGGGCAACACAUUUGUGCAUCGCAAGAACCCAGGAGGUCCAGCAACUCACUCGGUAAGCGGACCCACCUUGUCAGCCCAGAAUUUGGGCCCCAGCCGUCCCAAUGGUGGGCUAGAUGCUGGAUUGCCUCCAAGUGUCCGUCGCAGUCGACAAAUUCACAUUGCCCGGCCAGAUCGCACUGUUGACAUUGGCUACGGCGGUGUCUACGUUCAACGCGGUCGUCGAAGCCCCCAGUUCCAUGUGGAGCGUCCGGAUCGUUCAGUGGACUUUGGUAAUGGCGGAUUCUAUGUCCAACGUAGCCGUCGUAGCCCUCAGAACGAGAAUGAAGGUUUCCCCAUUUUCAUUCGACGCCGUCGCAGUAGUCCCCAGGAGGAAAAUGAAGGUAUCCCAUUAAUUAUUCGACGCCGUCGUGGUAUCAACGAUGCUCGUGUCCAGGGCGAGAACUUUGUGGCCCGCGGAGAUCAGGCUGGUGUGUGGAACGAUAAUGUUUCUGUUUGGAAGCGUCCAGAUGGACGCACAGUUUCAGUGGACAAGAAUGGGCACGCCAUUGUCUCCGGUCGCCGGGGUACCCAGCGUUACUCCUAAACAUGGUUCCCAAUGAGUAUAAUCUGACAUAGUUUAAAGAAAACAACUUGUAUAUAUAUUGUACAAUAAUAGGUACUUAAAUCACAUGAUAUCUAAAUACAAAAAUAUCCAAAACCAA